Messenger RNA from Actinia tenebrosa (Australian red waratah sea anemone), 1896 nucleotides. RefSeq lists its product as uncharacterized. The record is from RefSeq and is a predicted model, not a curated record. Gene Ontology annotation, molecular function: carbohydrate binding; hydrolase activity, hydrolyzing O-glycosyl compounds. NCBI's taxonomy places the organism in Eukaryota, Metazoa, Cnidaria, Anthozoa, Actiniaria, Actiniidae. Gene Ontology annotation, biological process: carbohydrate catabolic process.
AUUUCAAAAUGGCGGGCAAAACAAAAUAAACAUGUGACACGUGGAUGUCAAGAAAUAUACCAAAAAUUCAUUUCAAGCUCAUCGAAUUCUCAUCAUAAAAACCAUUCAAGCUUUUAGAAGCCUUGGAUUAUGACAGUCUGUUAUUUCUUAGCGUUAUUUUUGGGUUUCUUUACGGGCCUGUCAAAUCAGAUCCCGGAUGAAUGUCUGUUGCCAUUUCCAAGGAGUUAUGUGGUUUACAGCCUCAAAGAACACGAAAAGAUUAYCGUAGAUGGAAAACUUGAAGAAGAUGCAUGGAAAAACGUUGGCUGGACCGAAGAUUUCCUUGAUAUUCAAGGAUCAGGAUGGCCAAAACCAAGRUUUCUUACUAAAGCCAAAAUGCGCUGGGAUUCUACAUACCUCUAUAUAGGUGGAUAUGUGCAAGAACCUGAUGUCUGGGCAAACCAGACCAAACAUGAUUCAGUUGUCUUCAAGGACAAUGAUUUUGAGGUUUUUAUUGAUCCCAAUGGUAACACCCAUUGGUAUAAAGAAUUUGAAAUAAAUGCAAUAAACACGACAUGGGACCUUGAGUUAAACAAGCCAUACCUUAAUGGUGGUGCUGCAAAUAGUAGCUGGGAAAUGCCGUCAAUGAAAAGUGCAAUCUUUGUUGAUGGUCCAAUAAAUGAUCCUUCUGUGAAAGAUAAUUAUUGGACAGUAGAACUGGCUUUACCUUUUAAGGACAUUGUGGUGCAUAAUGCUGGAGCUUCUGCUCCUCCUAAAAACUCCGAUCAGUGGAGGAUAAACUUUAGUAGAGUUGAAUGGCAUGUAAAAGUCGUGGAUGGGCAUUAUGAAAAGGUGUCUGGGAUCCCAGAAGAUAAUUGGGUGUGGUCCCCACAGUAUGCCAUCAAUAUGCACCUACCAGAAAGAUGGGGAUUUCUGCAGUUCAGCACAGAUGCCAUCAACACUACUAAGUUUGCAGAAACCUCUAACUGGCCAGUUUACUCAUCUCUGAUCAUGCUUUAUGAGGCUGAGAAGAAAUACAUUGCAGUGAAUGGCUAUUACACUGCCAACCUGACUCUCCUAGAGAUUCCCAAGGCGCUCAUGACCAGUGAAUGUUACAACCAAAUAAAAAUAGAGGUAAUCAAUACCUACAACUUUAAUAUCACUGUACAAUCAGACUAUCCUGGCCUCCAGGUUGGCCACAUCCGGGAUGACAGGUUAAUCUGGUUUAGUAAGCCACAAACACGACAGGAAAUAUAAUGUGGAAAUGAAUUUGCUAAGCAGGAAAAAAUAUCCAUUAUGAUAUUUUAUACUCAUUAUUAUGAAAAGAUAAUCUGGAAAUCACCUGCRAGGUGUUAAAGUUUUAGAUAGUUACAAACUCAAAAGGCUUUGAUUGAAAGACUAAAGCUAAAAUGUUGCUAGACACUAACGCUUGUCCACUAGCCUGGAACUGUAGCUAAGAUUUGCUACYGGCUUGUGAAAAUCAGGAAUCACUAGAUUAUAAAAUAAUCAAUUGAAUUUGUAGCUGUUUGGAUCACAAAUCAGUUGCAUCAGUUAUCUCAGUAUUGAAUAUGACAGCUAGAAACACGUUCAUACCUGUAACAGGAAAACGGGCCCUUAAGGCUAUCAUGACCAUGACCAUGUCUAUAAUCCAAUUUAUUGUACUCUUAUAAUAUCAUUGCUUGAAGAGUUCAAAUAACAAUGACUACAUCAAACCAACAGAGCUGGAAAUGAAUAUUAUAUUUACCCAGCAUAAAAUCUGCCAUGCAUCAAAAUAGCACUAAAAUAAUAAAAAAUAAUAUAAAAAUAAUAAUACUAAAAUAAUAUAUAAAAAUAUGAAUAAUCAUUGUUAAUCUUAAAGAAUAAAUGCAAAGCACAGUUGAGUAUAAUCAUUCUAUUAAAAAAUAUCGUUUUUAUGAA